Cygnus atratus (black swan) is the source of this 837-nucleotide messenger RNA. RefSeq names its product matrix AAA peptidase interacting protein 1 (gene MAIP1). The record is from RefSeq and is a predicted model, not a curated record. The transcript has 5 exons. The coding region runs from base 1 to 774 and encodes 257 amino acids. Gene Ontology annotation, biological process: inner mitochondrial membrane organization; protein insertion into mitochondrial inner membrane from matrix. Gene Ontology annotation, cellular component: mitochondrial inner membrane. Lineage: Eukaryota; Metazoa; Chordata; Aves; Anseriformes; Anatidae. Gene Ontology annotation, molecular function: ribosome binding.
AUGAUGGCGCUGCGCCGGGUGGCCGGGCCCAGCCGCUGGCUGGGGCGGGCGCUCGCGGCUCCGGGGGCGGCCCGGGCCCCGCCGGUCGCCUCCGCCGCCUCGGCCCUGGUCCCAGCCUGGAACUGGGUCCGCUGCCCGGCGGGGCCCCGGCCGCUCGGGUCCGCCGCCCGCUUCGCCAGCACACAGGGGCGUGGGCCAGAGGCCGAGGGGCCGCGGCGGCGGGUGGUGGUGGUGCGGAUCACCAGCCCGCUGGCCUGGCUGCGCACCCGCUGUUACUACCUGCUCAUCCGCCUCUACUUUGACCCCGAAUUCAGCGUCGAGGAGUUCACGCGGGGCGCCAAGCAGGCCUUUUCUGUUGUUUCACAGCUGCUGUCUCAGCGUAAACUUGAUCUGCUAGAUGGACUUGUGUCAGCAGAGGUACUUCAGGUGCUGAAUGAAAAGAUUUCCUUACUCUCUGACAACCACAGGGAUGCUUUAGCAGCUGACAUUGAUGCAAUCAUGUACACGACAGAAGGAGAUAUUCGCAUUUACUACGAUGAUGAUGGCAGAAAGUUUGUUAGUAUCCUGAUGCGUUUCUGGUAUCUGAAUGGAGCUAACCUACCUGAUGAAGUACCAGGUGAAACCAAAGUUUUCCAAAUUGUGUUUGGAGAUGAAAGCACAAAAGAAAAAAGGCAUCUUUUAACAGCGAACUAUGAGUUCCAAAGGGAAUUUACAGAAGGAGCAAAACCGGACUGGACAAUUACACGGAUUGAGCAUCCAAGGCUAUUAGAAUAAAUACCUUCUACAGUGUCUUUACAUUAUGACCAUUAUUAAUUAUAAAUAUUCUGAUUUAACAAA